Danaus plexippus (monarch butterfly) is the source of this 1587-nucleotide messenger RNA. RefSeq names its product odorant receptor 46a-like. The transcript has 2 exons. The record is from RefSeq and is a predicted model, not a curated record. Gene Ontology annotation, biological process: sensory perception of smell; detection of chemical stimulus involved in sensory perception of smell. Bases 44 to 1243 code for a protein of 399 amino acids. Gene Ontology annotation, cellular component: plasma membrane. Gene Ontology annotation, molecular function: odorant binding; olfactory receptor activity. NCBI's taxonomy places the organism in Eukaryota, Metazoa, Arthropoda, Insecta, Lepidoptera, Nymphalidae.
CAAGCUGAAAACCUCAGAACUGAUUUUAUGUUCCUGUUUUAAGAUGGAAAUAAAAAGGAAUUAUACAAAAAGUGACAAAAAGUUCAAAUGUUUCAAUGAAACAUUCCCGCACUGUGCAUUUGCCCUGGCAAUAUCCAUGAUUUACCCAAACAGGGAAAAUAUUCAAACACGCUUUAAAGUUAUCUUCUCCGUGAUCGCCAUCAACGGCGUCAUGCUGUACUGGUUCCUCUUGUAUUUGUGGAAGUGUAUUUGCAACCACGACAUGUAUAACGUUUCCCGGAAUCUUACCAUUGGUAUCCUUGUUACAUUAUUUUUUUUUAAAUCCUUUUACGUCACUAAUAAGACACAUAGAUUUGCUCAAUUGUUGGAAAAAAUUAGCAAUGAUUUGUUAAAAGGUAAUGAUAUGGAUGACAGUUACCAGGAAAUAUACGAAAAAUAUAUAAAACUGGGCAAGCUCGGCCAAACUUGCUGGAUAUUUAUACCAAUUCUUUUGACAUCACAAUUUCCAAUUUACGCUGGCGUAUCAACUAUAUACGAAAGUUUAAAAACUGAUACGGGCCAAAAAUAUAUGAUACACGAGAUGGACCUUAAAUAUUUGGAAGACAAACAAUACGAUUCGCCAAUUUAUGAACUAACUUUCGCUUAUCAUCUCAUUACAUGCUUGACUUUGUCACCAAACUUCGCUGGGUUUGACGGUUCUUUCUGCAUAGCUACCAAUCACUUGCGACUCAAGCUGAAAUUGUUGGCACAUAAAGUAGAGAGAGCCUUUAAGGACGCUAAAAAUAAAUGGGAACUUCACAUGAUGAUAAAAGAAACAAUUAGGGACCAUCAAGAGGCUUUAUCUUUUUAUGAAGAUUUACAGGAAGUUUAUGGAAGCUGGUUGUUCACCGUAUUUGCGGUUACAUCACUAUUAAUUUCACUUAAUAUUUAUCAAAUAUAUCUGAGCGAAAGAGUUGAUCCAAAAUACGCCAUAUUUGCUAUAAGUGGAAUUAUCCAUAUGUUCGCGCCCUGCUAUUUUGCUAGCAAUUUAAUGAAGACAAGUGAAGAAUUAAGCUUGGAUUUGUACAGCGUGGAGUGGGAAGUGUGGGCGUACCCAGCUGUCACCAAGCAACUCAUAUUCAUGAUAGCUAAAUCACAACAGACUCUCAUACUCACUGGGAACGGCAUAGUUUACUUCAACAUGCAACUAUUUAUUUCCGUACUACAAACCUCAUAUUCUGUGUUCACGCUUAUAUCUAGUUAAAUGUUCAACUAUGAAACAUUCAGCAUUUUAAACCACGUUUAACUGCCCAUUCAGGUGUAGUUUUCUUUAUUUCUUUGUUAUGCUUGAAAGAAUAUAUUAAAUAUUUUUUUUAUUUUUUCGUAAAACCAUUUCUGAGAUUCCAAAAGGCAAUGUGAAAUAUAAAAGUAAUACUAAUUACGUGAGCGCACGCAUCUUUCUGUUACUUCCACUUAUUACAUCAGAAGAGAUAAUUUCUACAUUAUUUUUCUAUACGCCUAAAUCGCGAUACUUAAGAAAAAAUUUAUGUAAUCAUAGUUCUGUUAGCCUAUGCUUGUUUAACAGUUAAUAAAAAUAUUACUAUAUUU